This is a messenger RNA of Diabrotica virgifera virgifera (western corn rootworm), 2454 nucleotides long. RefSeq names its product putative peptidyl-prolyl cis-trans isomerase dodo. Gene Ontology annotation, molecular function: protein binding; peptidyl-prolyl cis-trans isomerase activity. The coding region runs from base 91 to 570 and encodes 159 amino acids. The transcript is spliced from 3 exons. NCBI's taxonomy places the organism in Eukaryota, Metazoa, Arthropoda, Insecta, Coleoptera, Chrysomelidae. The record is from RefSeq and is a predicted model, not a curated record. Gene Ontology annotation, cellular component: nucleus; cytosol.
CAACGGCAAAUGACCGUUAGUUCAUUGGAAUGUCAAAUGGAAACCUUGACAUGAAAUUUGACUUGACAAAAUUUGUGAUAACAAAUAAAAAUGGCGGACGAACAAUUACCUGCCGGGUGGGAAAAACGUCUUAGUAGAUCAACCGGUCAACAUUAUUAUUUGAACAUAUAUACGAAAGAAUCUCAAUGGGAUGCUCCUGAUAAGCCAGCGGAACCAGUGUCCUCCAGUGGUCCAGAACAAGUCCAAUGUUCACAUUUGUUGGUCAAACAUAAAGAUUCUAGAAGACCCUCUUCAUGGAGGGAAGAGAACAUUACCCGCACAAAAGAUGAAGCUCUAGAUAUUGUUAAAUCAUAUAGAGAACAAAUUGCUCAAGGUAAGAAUUCAUUUGCUGAGCUAGCCUCAAAAUACUCAGACUGUUCCUCAGCCAAAAGGGGUGGUGAUUUGGGUCCGUUCGGUAAAGGAGCUAUGCAGAAACCUUUCGAAGAUGCUGCUUUUGCACUUAAGGUUGGAGAGCUCUCAGAGCCUGUGUUUACAGAUUCAGGAGUACAUAUUAUAUUGCGCACUGUCUAAUUUAUCAGUAGUCCAGGCUUGAAUUUUGAAACCAUUGUUGAACAAAGAUAUUGCUAGUAAGAAAUUUGUGUACAGAUUCAGUGUUGCUGCAAAACAGAAACUUCAACAAGAUCUAGUUUAUAUCAAAAAUUUUCUUGAUACAUUUAAACUUCUUCUAAAUGCUAAAAAAACUAAUUAUGUAGCCUUUUCUAUAAAUGAUACAAAUCGUCCAAACUUUGAAAACAUUAACAUACAAAACAUUGAAGAUCCUAUUGAACAAGUAAAUGUCAUAAAAUACUUAGGAGUAUAUUUAGAUAAAAAUCUUAAAUGGGAACACCACAUAACAUACCUAACAAAAAAGAUUAGGGCCCUUAUGCAUAAAUUUUAUCUGCUAAGGGAGUUUCUUGCAAAAAAACUGAUCACUAUGAUUUAUCAAUCCUUAAUUGAGCCUUUACUAAGGUAUGGAAUUUUGUUGUGGGGUGGAGCAUAUGAAAACAACAUAAGAAAUCUCAAAGUAGCUCAAAAUUCAAUUAUUAAAAUAAUGUUAAAAAAACCUAAACUUUUCUCUACAACCGAAUUAUAUAAUAAUAAAAUCUGUGACUUGAAAACACUCUAUAUUUCAACAUGUUGCACAUAUAUUCAUAAAAAUUUCUCCAAACAGACACUAAUAGAACAUAAUUAUCAAACUAGAGGUAACAUCAAAAGAAGCUUAGUUUUACCACAGUUAAGUCGAGGAAUAAGCCAACAUUCUGUGAUUUUUAGGGCACCCAAGUAUUAUAAUUUACUAUCAAACAAAAUAAAAGAAAUCAAAUCCAUAAAAAUGUUUAAUAAAAAGGUAGUUGAUUGUAUUAUUGGAAACAAAACACAAUUUGAAUUAUAAAUCCUGAAAAAAAUGUUCUUUUUUUGAUUUUGGAAUUCUUAAUACCUAUAAGUUGGAUUUUUUACAUAUUAUUAUAUUAUAUAGAUAUGCUGUUUACUUAGUUUUAAGUUUAAAUUCCAAAUAAUUUUGAUUUCUCGAAUGUGUUUUUUUUUGUUACGUUUGUUUAUAAGUAAUCUAUAUUUAUUUAGGAUUUUUCUAUAGACACACACAGAUGUUUUCACAUCUAGGUGUCUAUCUGUAUAUUAUAUUAUAUGUACUUAAAAAUGUAAAUUUUGGCUAAUAAAUUGAAUUGAAUUGAAUUGUUCUUAGGGUCUUUGGAAUGAAGAUAUAUUAAAUGAAAAGUUAUACAAUGUAGCAAAAUGCAAACGCAUGUGGCAGAAAUCUUAUUUUUAUCCUUCAUAAUGUCAUUGGGUCAACUAUGGAAAGAUUGAAGUGAAACUAGGGCACCUAGUCAUGUCUGAGGCUCUUUGCUGCAAAAUUUAAAGAUACUGUUACAGUCGUAACAAUGCUUUAUAAAAAAAAUGUAAAAUUUAACUACAGGUUUAUUGGUAUUAGAAAAAAAAGUGGAAAUCGAAACAUCAAAUAUAUUUUAAAGUAAAAUUGUGGCUUCUUCCCAAUAAAAAUAGUAAAUAUUAAUUGUGGAAAUAAUAGUGAUUAUUAUUAAGUCAAAACCUAUCGAAUUUGUACAUAAAUUACUUUGCUAUUACUAUUUUUACAAGCCUUUCAGAUAAGUAGUCCUAGAUAUAUUUAAUAUGGUUUCAAAUUGUUCAUUCAAGUUAGACGAAUUCAAUCAGAUCAAUAUACUUCCUCUUUUUCACCAAUAUAAGCCUAUUCAUUGUGUGAAUAUCAGAUUAAAUAGAAAAAUAUUUAUCUGUGAAUUCUAAUUUUUAAGUCUCUGACCUAAUUUGAGAGUAUGGAAAAUGAUUUUGUUAUUUUUUAUUGCAUUUAUUGACUUGCUACUGUAUAUUUGAUUUUGACUAGUAUUAAAUGUUCAAUUAUCUAUUAAUAAAACUUAUUAAAUGAUA